UCUUACUCAUUCACUUCAUAAAACAACUCGCUGCCGACGGACGCUUGCAGCAUCGGGCUCCGGCGAAGCGCCGGUAUAAAGAUAAUAUUAUGGCUCAAACAGUUUAUUAUUUAUUCAUUUUAUUGAUUAUAAAUUCAGUGUUGCAAACAACUGAAGGACAACAAUCGGAAAAAUAUUUUAGAGACGAUUAUACAUAUUUUGAAGACACUAAUAGCUUUUACAAAAUACACACGAUACCAAGAUCAUGGGAAAACGCAAAGAAAAGAUGUUUACUAGAAGGUGCAACUCUCUUCUUUCCUGAACUUAGUAUGGAGGCGGAUGUGGUUCUUGAUCAUUUAAAAAAAACGCAGCCAGCGUUUUCUAAAAUAUACAUCGGUAUAUCAUCGUAUCUAACAAAAGGAGUUUUCAUCACAGUAAAUGGAGAUGCAUUAAGAGACGUAUACAACGCGUGGGCUCCGGGUGAACCAAAUAAUUACAACGACGAAGAAGACUGCGUGGUAAUGCGCAAAGAUGGCAUGCUGAAUGACGUAAAAUGUGCCAACAAACUUCCAUUUAUUUGCAAAAAGACUAAAAUAGAAGUGGAUAGGAAAUGGAACGAAGAAUGCAACAGUCCAUAUUUGGAUUACAAAUAUAACGAAGAUUUGGGUAGAUGUUACAAGUUCCAUUUAUACCCGAGGAACUGGAAAGACGCGGUGGAGGCGUGCGACGCUGAGCAAGGGUACCUAGCCAUAAUCAACUCGGAGCUGGAGGCUGAACAUCUCGUCAACAUCACUGCUAAUGCACCCAAAGACAAAGUGAAGGGAACUUUCGUACGUGGAGCCGUGCAUUUAGGUUUUAUUUACGACAAAACUAUUGAUGACUGGAAGACAGUUAUGGGCGAGACAUUGGAGCAGGCGGGGUAUGCAGCGUGGGGCAACAACCAGCCCGACGGCGGAGGAAACGAAUGCUGCGGCUCUAUGUUCUACAACGGUCAACUUAACGACGUCAGCUGCGAAGCGCACAGAUGCUUCUUUAUAUGUGAAAGAGAAAACAGACUUCUGAGCUUAUUGAAUGACAAAUUCGGAAUCUAAAUAAAUCUUAAUUUAAAUGUAAAGUAAUGUACCGAUAGGAGUUUGUUAAAUUCUAUAAAGUUUAAACACAACAACUAUUUGUCGGUACCAUGUGUCGAAUUAUAUUAUAAAUUACACAGUUCCGCCAUUUGAAGCUGAGUUACACGAAGAUAACUUAUUAAAAAAUUGUUAUAAAAAAAUGUAUAAGUAAAAGUAUUUAGUAAGGAAAUAAAUGACCCCACUGAUGUUCGCAACUUCGUCAGCGUGUAAUAGAGCGAGCUGCUAUUA
Messenger RNA from Papilio xuthus (Asian swallowtail), 1337 nucleotides. RefSeq names its product macrophage mannose receptor 1-like. NCBI's taxonomy places the organism in Eukaryota, Metazoa, Arthropoda, Insecta, Lepidoptera, Papilionidae. The coding region runs from base 90 to 1070 and encodes 326 amino acids. The record is from RefSeq and is a predicted model, not a curated record. The transcript is spliced from 5 exons.